Molecule: messenger RNA, 1402 nt
Organism: Asterias rubens (European starfish)
Lineage: Eukaryota; Metazoa; Echinodermata; Asteroidea; Forcipulatida; Asteriidae
Product: U11/U12 small nuclear ribonucleoprotein 25 kDa protein-like
Exons: 5
Coding region: 221-754 (177 amino acids)
Biological process (GO): mRNA splicing, via spliceosome
Cellular component (GO): U12-type spliceosomal complex
Molecular function (GO): protein binding
Source: RefSeq, a predicted model, not a curated record
CGUGCGUGCGUGCGUGCGUGGAGCAUGGUCAACCGUGGAUGUUUGCCUUUAUUUUAGUUCAUGAAUCGGGUUAAAAAUUAUACAUAUUGAUCAUUAAGAUACUGGCUUCAUCAUGAAUGUCAUGCAAUCCUGAGCUUAGUGCGAAUUCUUCUUGAGGAGAGAAACUUAACGUAACGGACCUUGCCAUUAAAGACCAAGAGUCUUAAAGAGAUCAUCAGUCAUGGAAGCUGAUCCAUCGACCACGUCACUGCCUACCGACGUCCAGGACCAUGAACUAUUGGAACCUUCUGCAACGUACACACAACAGCUCACAGCCAGUGACACUAUCACAACCCAAGAGGAUCUGACCCACAAGCAGGCGAUGGAGAUUGUCCGUGAAGGACUGAGCGAUGUUCUGGAUGGAGAUCCACUCUUGAGUGAUCUCCCUGCCGGUGUAACCUCAGAGGAAGUGGCCUUGCAGAUUGCACUCGAGUAUGGACAAGCUAUGACGGUGUGCGUCCAGAAGUUCACAGGAGAAAUUAUGCCUAUUGUGGUAUUACAAGGUGCUAGAGUACAGGAUCUGAAGCAAGCUAUUCAACGUUACGUCACAUUAAACGAGGACAGGAAAGGAACACAGACCAGUAUCAGUUGGAAAUAUGUCUGGCGAACUUACUCCCUCUACUUUGAUGGUGAGCAGCUUGAUAAGAACAAUAAACUCAAAGAAUAUGGGAUCAAAAACAAAGACAUAGUUACAUUUGUCAAGAGACGGCGAUAGCGACGGCACAAGACAGCAACAUCAUCAGUUUUUGUAAGGCUGUUUGAAACAAACGUCUUCAAAAGAUACCUCCAUGAGCUCCAGGCUGCCUCCUCUUGUGUGGUUUAAUUCCAACAAGUUGCAGUCGGAUCUGUGUCAUGAAGAACUAACUCCCGGGGAACAGUGCAAGAGCAAACUCUCCGACUGUCUUCACUGUGUUGUGGUAUGAUAGAUAGGUUCACUAUCCUGCAAUGUGUUAUCAUGGUCAAUGCUUUGAUACAGCACACAGUCAACCCUCCUACUUACUGUCUUAUCAUUGCAUUUACCAACAGCACUUUUGAAUGGUACUAGAAACAAUACGGGAAUGCCAGAUGUAUUGUGACAUUAAUGUGGUUAAUACUGUACAUUCCAUUACGAAACACAGUCAACCUUCCCACUGCUUGAUCAUUUAAUAUCACCCAGCAGUGCAUUUUUGAAUAAUAUGUGCAAUGAUAUAUUAAUGUAGAUAUAUCAUAAAACUACUCUGUGAAACUUUGUUCGCAAAUCUCAAAAACUCAAAUAGAACAAAACAACAACGCAGGUCUACAUUUUGAUCUUUCACCUUCCAUACCCAUACGUAUUUGGAAUCUGUAUUGUAUUGAACUUUGUUUAUUUCGGCCAUAUCUGGAC